UCUAAAUGCGUCGCUGCCGGGAGUGUGCGGAGUGUUAUUUCACGGAACCGUUUUUUAUUGUGCGUCCAGGCUGUGCCGUGGAGGCGACGGUUUAUUUUCGGACGCCUGACAUUAAGAGUUCACCCUUCACAACAACAUGGCAGGAGAGGAGCCGCAGAGCUGCAGCACCGGACCCUGACUGGAGCUCCUCAGUCGCCCUUUUAUUUAUUUUUAUUUUUUUAACGUGUGAACACUUACUUAAUAAUUCUAAUAAUGGAUAACCUUCACAUGUGCCACUGACGGACACGCCUGUUGUGACCUGUUAUUAGAGAGCAGUUGUGCGCUUGUGGCGGUGAACCAACAUUGUCAUGACCAAAGAGGAGGAGAUCCCCGACUGGGUGGGAGCGAAGGAGUUCUACGACAAGUAUGAGCCCAAGGAGAUCCUGGGGAGGGGGGUGAGCAGCGUGGUGCGCCGCUGCGUCGACAAGCGGACCUCUCAGGAGUACGCGGUGAAGAUCAUCGACAUCACCCCCUCCGACAAGAUGACCUCGCAGGAGAUCCAGGAGAUCAAGGAGGCCACUGUGAAGGAGAUCGACAUCCUCAAGAAGGUCUUCGGGCAGGACAACAUCAUACAGCUCAAAGACUGCUUCGAGUCCAAAGUCUUCUUCUUCCUGAUUUUUGACCUGAUGAAGAAGGGUGAGCUCUUCGACUACCUGACAGAGAAGGUUACUCUGAGUGAGAAGGAAACCAGGAAGAUCAUGCGCGCUUUGUUGGAGGUGGUCCAGUAUCUGCACAGUCAGAACAUCGUCCACCGGGACUUAAAGCCCGAGAACAUCCUUUUAGACGACGAUAUGAACAUCAAACUCACUGACUUUGGCUUUGCGGUGCAACUCGAGCCAGGACAGACGCUCAAAGAGGUGUGUGGGACCCCGGGUUACCUUGCUCCUGAGAUCAUCGAGUGCUCCAUGGAUGCGGGACACCGCGGAUAUGGCACGGCUGUGGACAUAUGGAGCGCAGGAGUUAUCAUGUACACGCUGCUCGCUGGCUCUCCACCCUUCUGGCACAGGAAACAGAUGCUGAUGCUGCGCAUGAUCUUAGCAGGAACCUACGAGUUCUCGUCUCCUGAAUGGGAGGACCGCUCAGACACCGUUAAAGAUUUGAUCUCUCGGAUGCUGGUGGUGGAUCCGAGGCAGCGUUUCACAGCCACAGAUGCUCUCAACCACUCCUUCUUCUCACAGUAUGUGGUGGAUGAAGUCCGACAGUUCACUCCAUACAGAAAGUUCAAGGUCAUCUGCAUGACCGUGCUCGCCACGAUGCGAAUCUACUGCAACUACCGCCGCGCCAAGCCCGUCACCAAGGACGUGAUCAAGAGCGACCCAUACGCCGUCAAGCCCAUCCGCAAGCUCAUCGACGCCUGUGCGUUCAAGAUUUACGGCCACUGGGUGAAGAAAGGCCAAACGCAGAACAGGGCGGCGCUUUUCGAGAACACUCCCAAAACCAUCCUGCUGUCGAUAGUCGCCGAGGGAGACGAGCCGACGCACCACAUCUGGUAACAAGCACCAGGGACAGAUUCACUGGGACUUAACAAGGGGAUGCACUCAUGUCCCCCUUUGUAUAAAAAAACUGGUAAACAUCACUGAAAUUCACAUUAACCAGACAAGGUUGACUUAAGUUUACUUUGCUCAUGAAUUUUGAAAAGAGACUGUUUUACCUCAGAAACUGCCAAGUGUGGCAGACAAGUCAUCUUCAGAGACAGGGAGUGUUAAUAAAUUAUGUUUUCUGUUCAAAAUGUUGAUUUAAAUUGUAUGUCAGGUUUUAAAUGAAUUUAGUCGCUUAACUAUGACAGUUUCUACACAGUAAUAUGCAAACACUGAUAGCUGACACGUGGUUUGAUCCGCUAUGUUCUGAAAUAUAAAGAGAUUAUAAUCCGUGGUUCAGGAGUGGGAAAUGGAUUUUAUUGUUAAAGCAACAUGUUACCACUUUUCUUAUAAACACGUGAGGACUGUGAAACCUUGGCUGCAAAACUAGUGAAGCUGUGAAGGGGGUGACUGAGAAGUUUGUGGUCCGAGGUAGAAGAUGAGGAGUCCUUGUACACGCACAUGUAGUUCAACUCUUUGGGUGAGAAGAAAAGUUGAAGUGG
Mugil cephalus (flathead mullet) is the source of this 2119-nucleotide messenger RNA. RefSeq names its product phosphorylase kinase, gamma 1a (muscle) (gene phkg1a). The coding region runs from base 348 to 1532 and encodes 394 amino acids. Gene Ontology annotation, biological process: glycogen biosynthetic process; protein phosphorylation. Gene Ontology annotation, molecular function: phosphorylase kinase activity; ATP binding; calmodulin binding. The record is from RefSeq and is a predicted model, not a curated record. Gene Ontology annotation, cellular component: phosphorylase kinase complex. The transcript has 10 exons. NCBI's taxonomy places the organism in Eukaryota, Metazoa, Chordata, Actinopteri, Mugiliformes, Mugilidae.